Molecule: messenger RNA, 1248 nt
Organism: Penaeus indicus
Lineage: Eukaryota; Metazoa; Arthropoda; Malacostraca; Decapoda; Penaeidae
Product: transcription factor Sp5-like
Exons: 2
Coding region: 1-1248 (415 amino acids)
Biological process (GO): regulation of transcription by RNA polymerase II
Molecular function (GO): DNA-binding transcription factor activity, RNA polymerase II-specific; RNA polymerase II cis-regulatory region sequence-specific DNA binding
Source: RefSeq, a predicted model, not a curated record
AUGACGUGGUCAUUCUUCUAUUGCCCCGUGAUUUAUGACCCGGAACCAAUUUCCUGCAGUCAAGACCAAAGGAAAAGGAGCUUCGAGAGUAUCCCCCUUAAUGGGUGCUUCGUUCCAACAUUAUUCAACCGAACUGAGGAAUUUCGUGGUGACAUUCCACAUCACUUUUCGCUGCUCAUCGCUAGCACUACAAUCAGCAUUGUCAGGAUGUUUGCCUGUGGUACACUGACAGAGUCUCAGCUUCCUCACUGGUCAGCCAUGAGUGCCAACAACGCUUUCAACAGCACAAGCAACUUCACUUCCUUCCAUCAACAGGCUUUACCCUUAUCACCGCCACCCGACACUCGCCCUGCACAUUUUGGACACGUGACAACGCCCACCUAUAAUGGCGUGAGUGCUGCUCCCUACUCGCACCUUCAGAAUCACUACAACGCCUUCGCCAACGGCAUCGCACCGCCCAUGCUCUCUCCUCCAGCCGAGAAACCCGUCACGCCCCCGAAGGAGCCGCACACAUCCAUCUGGUGGAACAAUGCCCCUUACGCUACUCCGCCGUCACAUGCUGCUUCCAACUACCACUUUCACCGUCACCAGUACGACAGCCUUGGACUGGGUGGCGUGGCACACAUGACUCCACCUGUUCCUCAGCCCAUUCCGGGUGCCGUCACUCAGGAUGCCAUUCUUCACCAACAAACCAACAUCGCCGCCGCUCUCCUCACCGCUCAGUCAUCGGUCAGUGUUCGGCGUUGUCGACGAUGCCGUUGUCCUAACUGCCAGGACACUUCUAGAGACACUUCAGCUACCAAGAAGAGGGAGCACAUCUGUCAUGUCCCAGGAUGUGGCAAGGUUUAUGGCAAGACUUCUCACCUGAAGGCACAUCUGCUCUCACAUAGUGGAGAACGUCCCUUCGUGUGCAACUGGAUCUUCUGCAAUAAGGCUUUUACUCGAUCCGAUGAACUUCAGCGCCAUCUACGAACGCACACCGGUGAAAAACGUUUCCAGUGUGAGGAGUGUGGAAAACGUUUCAUGCGUUCUGAUCACCUGAACAAGCACGUCAAGACUCACGAGAACCGACGUGCCCGUGUUGCUUCUGCUUCUACCCAAGAUGACGACGUUGACGUGGAAGUUUGUGAUGAAACGGAAUUUUUCUCUGUCACUCUGCCAGACUCGCCUGUGUCUGAAACGGAGUUUCAGGAGCCUAAUGAUAUAAAGGAGAUUUCUCAGAACCACACUUUCAGCCAGUUUUUAUAA